CUCAGACAAGCACGACUGAUCGCUUCUGCAUACUUCGUAUUUAAAAGGUGUCAAUCGUGGACAAGUAGCAUACCAAAGACAGGUUGCGAUGGCGAAAGUACACAAUACGAAAAGCUUUAUUCUGCAUCUUGCAGUCAUGGUUGUUGUAAUAAUAGGCACAAUAGAUGCUGAAAAAUGUCAGAGUGGUCGAAUCAGUGCAUACAGCUACCCAGUGGAGCCAUUUUACCCUGUUACAGAGACAGUAAUUUUUGACCCUCCAUUUAGUGACACCCCCUCAGUAAUGUACGCUCUCAAUUUCAUUGAUGUAAACUAUGCCGAAAACUUCCGAGUGAAUAGUUCCCUCCUGUAUGUCGAUAAAUAUCAAGCUCAACUCCAGAUGUCGACGUGGCAUGACACCAAACUCUAUGGAAUUGGUCUUUCUUGGAUGGCCUGUCCUUAAAAAAUGGGUGAUUAGACGCAAUGUGUAUUUCCGGUUUAUUUUACCUCAAUCCACUUUAG
Molecule: messenger RNA, 498 nt
Organism: Saccostrea cuccullata (small rock oyster)
Lineage: Eukaryota; Metazoa; Mollusca; Bivalvia; Ostreida; Ostreidae
Exons: 3
Coding region: 89-439 (116 amino acids)
Biological process (GO): cell adhesion
Molecular function (GO): carbohydrate binding
Source: RefSeq, a predicted model, not a curated record